Molecule: messenger RNA, 1807 nt
Organism: Manihot esculenta (cassava)
Lineage: Eukaryota; Viridiplantae; Streptophyta; Magnoliopsida; Malpighiales; Euphorbiaceae
Product: guanine nucleotide-binding protein subunit beta-2
Exons: 6
Coding region: 282-1415 (377 amino acids)
Biological process (GO): G protein-coupled receptor signaling pathway
Cellular component (GO): cytoplasm; heterotrimeric G-protein complex
Molecular function (GO): protein binding; signaling receptor complex adaptor activity
Source: RefSeq, a predicted model, not a curated record
UCAGAAACCUCUUUACCACCACCACUUCCUCACCUCAACCUCCGUCUCUUCCUCUUCCUCUACCGUUUGCUCCCCCUCUUCUCCCUCUCAAUCUCGGAAGCAGCCAUUUUUAUCUUUUUCAUUCUCUCUAAUAAUCGAGGCCACAUCUCUGUUACCCGACCACAAUCUCUUAUACUAUUAGCUGCUUCAGCCUUUUCACAUCAUGAUCAUUAGGGCUGACAGCCGAAUCCGAGCUUAAGAGUAAUGCCUGCUUUUUAGUUCAACUUUGCUUUCCUUUAGAAAUGUCUGUUCCGGAGCUAAAGGCCCGCCAUGUCGCCGCCACUGAAACGGUGAAUAGUCUUAGAGAACGGUUGAAGCAGAAGCGCCUUCUGUUGCUAGACACUGAUGUUGCGGGAUACGCGAGGGCGCGUGGGAAGUCUCCUAUAAGCUUCGGGGCCACCGAUCUGGUGUGCUGCAGGACGCUUCAAGGACAUACUGGCAAGGUGUAUUCAUUGGAUUGGACUGCUGAAAAGAAUCGAAUUGUAAGUGCAUCUCAGGAUGGGCGGUUGAUAGUGUGGAAUGCCCUAACUAGCCAGAAAACUCAUGCCAUAAAGUUGCCUUGCGCAUGGGUCAUGACUUGUGCCUUCUCUCCAACUGGUCAGUCUGUUGCUUGUGGUGGUCUUGAUAGUGUUUGCUCUAUUUUCAACCUGAAUUCACCAAUCGACAAGGAUGGGAACCUGCCAAUAUCAAAGAUGCUUAGUGGGCACAAGGGUUAUAUUUCCUCCUGUCAGUAUGUACCAGAUGAGGAUACUCAUCUAAUUACAAGUUCUGGUGAUCAGACUUGUGUUCUUUGGGAUAUUACAACAGGCCUUAGAACUUCUGUCUUUGGAGGGGAGUUUCAGUCCGGUCACACUGCUGAUGUACUAAGUGUUUCUAUCAAUGGAUCAAACUUGAGAAUGUUUGUAUCUGGUUCCUGUGAUUCGACUGCCCGAUUGUGGGACACUCGUGUUGCAAGUCGAGCUGUGCGCACAUUUCAUGGGCAUGAGGGAGAUGUCAACGCUGUGAAGUUCUUUCCUGAUGGCAACAGAUUUGGAACCGGAUCUGAUGAUGGAACUUGCAGGUUGUUUGACAUUAGAACUGGGCAUCAACUCCAAGUAUACCAUCAACAGCAUAGAGACAAUGAGGUUCCACAAGUGACCUCUAUUGCAUUCUCCGUAUCAGGAAGACUUCUCUUUGCUGGAUAUUCAAAUGGUGAUUGCUAUGUUUGGGAUACUUUAUUAGCACAGGUUGUUUUGGACUUGGGAUCUUUGCAAAAUUCACAUGAGGGUCGGAUAAGCUGUUUGGGCUUAUCAGCAGAUGGAAGUGCCUUGUGUACAGGAAGUUAUGAUACAAAUCUAAAGAUUUGGGCUUUUGGAGGCCAUAGGAAGGUGAUCUGAGAAGAAAGAAGCAUCUUUGCAGUUUUCUCUCAUGUAAGGUUCGUUGGUUCCUACAACCUGAAGAAUGCCUUGUGCUUCAUUGGUAAAAUUUCAUUGUGUUCUCUGUAAGUGAUGCGAAGAAAUCAGAAUCUUGCAAUAUUGCUUCUAGUGAGAUCCCUGAUGUGAAAACUGAGUUUUAAAGCAAGAGGGAAAUGUUGGUAGAGAACUUAAACAGUUGGGCUUCCUUCCCCUUGGUGGAUGUCUCUGCUUAUUGUUUUUCCUCCCUUGAAUUCUUUGCCCAUUUAUCUUAACAGGAAAUGUCAUUAUUUUAAGCUGCUGCUGUAAAAUCGAGUAAAGAGAGCCCUGCACUACAGCUUAAAUCGAAUCUUUGAGCCGACGGGUUAUAACUUGGA